GUCACAAUCCACAGGAUUCCACAGAGGGCUGAUCACCGCAGAACUUGCAAGGUGUGUAUUUAUGCAAAUUCUAAAAAAUCAUAGGCGUGCUUUUAGGCGAUGGAGUCACAGCCCGAACUCAGAACUCCUGGUAUACCAACGAGCUGCAAAGACGGUGAUGCGCACAGCUCGGACGUACUGAGGAACAACCGGAUGAGGAAACGUUUUCACGCUCUAUAAAGAAAGGACACAGAAAGGAAAAGGCAGAAGUGACGACUAUCCUUGAGAGAAUAUCUUAUUUACUGUCCUCCCUCAUCUCACGACAAAAGACGUGCGAGUCAACCAGAGUUAGCAGUUGUGUAAUUUAUUUACGUGCGCACUGAGUAGCCUAGCCUAUUUGCCUUGAUUUUGAUUUAUGUUACAAUAUAGAGGAGGUACUGCACUCUGACUGAAGAUACCGACGUGGAUGAAGUUGACAUUGCCCCUCUAUAGCCUACUGUCACAGCGCGUAAAAUCCACAUUUGGAUACGGUCCUGUCUCUAAAGAAACUUUGUAGUCAAUUGCCGUUACAUUUUCUCCACAAUGUCUGAAGAAGAUAAUAGUUGCACUGGUGCUGGUCCUAUAACUGAGGUUGAAAACAGCAAUAUCAGCGUUCUCGGCUGGGAACAAGUGCAGCGCCUUGAUGCCAUCCUGACGGAGACCAUCCCCAUCCACGGCCGGGGAAACUUCCCCACUUUGGAGAUGAAACCCCGACAAAUAGUGAAAGUGGUGCGUAGUCGCAUGGAGGAGAGGAAUAUCCACGUCCGGGACGUGCGGUUAAACGGGUCUGCUGCAAGCCACGUUCUUCAUGAGGAUAGCGGACUGGGCUACAAGGACCUUGACCUAAUCUUUUGCGCGGAUAUGAAAGGUGAAAGUGAUUUUCAGAUUGUAAAGGAUAUCGUUUUGGACUGUCUCCUGGAUUUCUUACCUGACGGGGUGAAUAAGCAGAAAAUAUCGCCAUUGACUUUAAAGGUAGGCUAUAUUUUCCAUGCAACAGUUAUUUAAAUAUAUCAAAUAGCUAUUUAGAAAUGGAUUUCAUUUAUGAAUAUGGCUAAUUGCACUUUUGCGAAUCUUUGAGAUUUCAAAAUACAAUAAGACAAGUUUACUGAUAGUAUAAUGUUGAUUUUAUCCAGUUAAGAGGAUUGCAGCAAACCCAUUUAAAGCAGAUCCAGUCUCUUAGGCCACCUACGUUCCAUAGAUAGGGCACCCCUUAUUGUAGUCUACAGAAAGAUGCAAAGAAAAUAUGUGCCAAUGUAAUUACAUUAAAACGUCUUUAUAUGGAGCUAUGCAAGAUUACCCGUUCCUGAUUUAGUGCAUGUAUCGGUUUAAUUGGAUUUAGAUUAGGAGUAGGCUACAGUAUUUAUAUCCAUGGCAGUUAUUCCUUUAAGACCAUAGUGGCGCAAAAGCCUUUAUACAGUACCUAGACAGUAUAUUUUUUAUCCAUUGACAGUUAUUCCUUUUAACUGAGCAAAUGGCCUUUACAGUAUUUUUAUCCAUUGACAACUGGAGCUAAAGGUUUAUUUUCCCUGUGUGUAUCUGUCUGACAGGAAGCCUAUGUGCAGAAGAUGGUGAAGGUGUGCAAUGAUUCAGACCGCUGGAGCCUCAUCUCCCUCUCCAAUAACAGAGGCAAGAACGUGGAGCUCAAGUUUGUAGACUCUCUGAGGCGGCAGUUUGAGUUCAGCGUGGACUCCUUCCAGAUCAAGCUGGACUCUCUGCUGCUGUUCUAUGAAUGCUCCGAGAACCCCAUGGCCGAGUCCUUCCACCCCACCAUCAUGGGCGAGAGUGUGUUUGGGGACUUUGGUGCUGCCCUCGACCACCUAUGCCAGAAGGUGAUCUGCACGCGCAACCCGGAGGAGAUCCGGGGCGGCGGCCUGCUCAAGUACUGUCACCUGCUGGUAAGGGGCUUCCAUGCCGACUCCGAGACGGAGAUGAAGUCCCUGCAGCGUUACAUGUGCUCGCGCUUCUUCAUCGACUUCUCGGAUAUCAGCGAACAGCAGCGCAAGCUGGAGUCGUACCUGCAAAACCACUUUGUGGGCCUGGAGGACCGCAAGUAUGACUACUUGAUGACCCUGCAUGGGGUGGUCAACGAGAGUACGGUGUGCCUGAUGGGACAUGAGAGGCGGCAGACCCUGGGGCUGAUCGCCAUGCUGGCGGUGCGCGUGCUGGCCGAGCAGAACGUCAUCCCAAAUGUGGCUAACGUUACCUGCUACUACCAACCAGCCGCCUACGUGGCAGACGGUAACUUCAGUAACUACUACAUAGCCCAGGUACAGCCCAUGUUCCACUGCCAGCAGCAUGCCUACUCCACCUGGCUACACUGCAACUGA
Molecule: messenger RNA, 2345 nt
Organism: Coregonus sp. 'balchen'
Lineage: Eukaryota; Metazoa; Chordata; Actinopteri; Salmoniformes; Salmonidae
Source: the annotation of a GenBank genome assembly